Penicillium hordei is the source of this 1878-nucleotide messenger RNA. Its product is annotated as acyclic terpene utilization AtuA family protein. NCBI's taxonomy places the organism in Eukaryota, Fungi, Ascomycota, Eurotiomycetes, Eurotiales, Aspergillaceae. The transcript is spliced from 9 exons. The record is from RefSeq and is a predicted model, not a curated record. The coding region runs from base 1 to 1878 and encodes 625 amino acids.
AUGUCUGCCAAUCCAAGUGAUAAUAGCCGACCAGUCAGAGUCGCGAAUUGCUCAGGCUAUCAUGGUGAUCCUGCAUACGAGAUGUAUCGCCAAGCCAUUCUAGGAGAUGUCGACUUUAUCACAGGCGACUACCUGGCGGAGGUCAACAUGGCGAAUAAUGCCCAGGCCUUUCAACAUGGCGAACAUCCCGGAUAUGAGCAGACAGCCUGGGAAGGGAUCCAACAGACCAUUGACGUGAUCGCCGAAAAGGGCAUCAAAGUCGUACUAAAUGGAGGAGCUCUCAACCCCAAAGGGCUAGCUCUGAAAGUCCACGAAUUGAUCCACCAAAAAGGCCUCACUUUGCGAGUAGCUUACCUAUCAGGAGAUGAUCUCUACGCCAAACUCGGCCCUAACAUGCCGCAAUCUGCAGAAGAACUCCAGCAUCUGGAUGCAGGAAACACUUUCGUCAAACCUAGCCCUCUCACCUAUGCAUUCACCAACACCACCAAGCCCGUCCCCAUGGUCUCAGCACACGCAUACCUCGGUGCCCGGGGAAUCGUGGACGGACUCCGUCGUGGAGCAGAUAUCAUCAUUUGCGGCCGAGUUGCAGACGCUAGUCCUGUCAUUGCAGCAGCGUGGUACUGGCACUCCUGGUCGGAGUCGGAUUAUGACCGUCUUGCUGGAUCCCUGGUGGCGGGUCAUCUUAUUGAGUGCUCGGCCUAUGUUACUGGCGGCAAUUUCUCUGGGUUUGACCAGCACCCGGUCGAUAAGUUUGUUGAGCCAGGAUUUCCCAUUGCGGAGAUUGAUGCUGAUGGAUCGUGUGUUGUUGUAAAACAUCCUGGCACUGGUGGUAUCAUUAAUGUUGAUACUGUUCGGUGUCAACUUUUGUAUGAGCUUCAAGGAAACGUUUACUUGAAUAGUGAUGUUAGUGCCAUUCUGGAUGAUGUUGUUGUUGAACAAGCUGGAAAGGAUAGGGUUCGCAUCCAUGGCAUACGGGGCUAUGCCCCUCCUCCAACCACCAAGCUGGCCGUGUUCUAUCCUGGUGGUUUCGAGGCUCAGCUUCUACUGAAUGCUACUGGAUAUGGCACUGAUGAGAAGUGGGAUCUGAUCGAAAGACAACUCCGCCAUUUCAUUGCGAAGGAAUCCAUUGAUCGGAUUGACACUCUUGAAUUCCAAAGAAUCGGUGUCCCUGCCCCAAACCCCCGUUCACAGCGACAAAGCACUACAUACCUACGGAUAUUUAUUGCUGCAGUCGAAGCCGACGCCGUUCUCGCUGUCGGAAGAGCAAUGAAAGAUAUUUCUCUCAAGCAUUUCUCAGGGUUCCACAGCUCCCUCGACAUGCUCAAGCAAGACGAUCUCAAUGAGGAGAUCAACUUUAUCGAUGGAUCCGAUUCUAUCAUAUCAUUUCCAACAGGUCAUCCACCAGCGUAUAAAGAACUACAGCCACGGGCCAGCUAUAACCACAGUCCAUCCAGCGAUGAAGUUACCCUCCUCAAAUCUCCAACUCGGUCUAUUCGAUUGGGAGAUAUUGCUCUUGCCAGAUCUGGUGACAAGGGAUCUAAUCUCAACUUUGGAAUUUUUGUUCCUAAUGCUACUCACUGGUCUUGGUUGCGGUCUUAUAUGAGCGUUGAAAAAAUGAGAGAAAUGCUGGUUGAUGAUGAUGACUGGGAUGAGUCGUUCUUGGUUGAGAGAGUGGAAUUCCCGCACAUUCAUGCUGUGCACUUUGUAAUCUAUGGAAUUCUUGGUCGGGGUGUUAGCAGCUCGAGUCGAUUGGAUGGGUUUGGCAAGGGGUUUGCGGAUUAUGAUGUAGUUAUCAGUAAGAUGCAGAAAUUUGAUCUUGAGGUCUAUGGGACAUAUGUUGGCAUUCUUCGAACAAUGAACAAUGCACACCUCGCAUAA